Molecule: messenger RNA, 1693 nt
Organism: Aspergillus japonicus CBS 114.51
Lineage: Eukaryota; Fungi; Ascomycota; Eurotiomycetes; Eurotiales; Aspergillaceae
Product: phosphatase PAP2 family protein
Exons: 3
Coding region: 178-1518 (446 amino acids)
Biological process (GO): inositol phosphoceramide metabolic process; sphingolipid biosynthetic process
Cellular component (GO): inositol phosphoceramide synthase complex
Molecular function (GO): inositol phosphoceramide synthase activity
Source: RefSeq, a predicted model, not a curated record
AUCUUAACUUCCUUUCUUUUCAGCCGCUUAUUCUAUCACAGCCGCUCAUCAUCUCGAACCACGACAUUCCCUCCAUCCGCCUCGCCUAGAAAAUUAGUCUUAUUCCUCUCUCUUGGUCCUGGAUCAUUCUUCCGCCACUAGCCUGACCAGCGCAUUCCUUUUCCGCCUCCAUUCAUCAUGGGCGCAGGGGCUAUUCUAGAACCUCUGACCGUCAUCGUCCUCCUCUUCGGAGGCACUUGGAUCAACCGAAGUACAGGGUCAUUUCCUCCCCGGAGACCUCGUCGCACUUCCAAUGUCGUGUCGCGUGAUUCUUCUCCUAGCGCAAUUGAGUCCGGCGUGUCGACCCCAACUGUCAAGGAUACUCUACUGAACCGCCGUUCUUCAUCUUCUUCGUCGCUCCCGCAGAUCGGCCAGACCGGUUGGCGCAAGAGACAAAUCGGGUUCUUCAACUCGACCUUCGAAGUGACGUCUCCAGACACCACUGUUUUUCAUGAUCGGUUACUCAGUCGCUUGCUCCGCAAAUUUCCCUUUCUUGUCGAGUGCUGGUACUGGGCGCUUGUGUACUGGACAUAUCAGCUGGGUCGGGCUUUCACUGCUGUCACUCUUAAAGAUGAUACGGUCGAUGUGGCGCGCAAACAUGCGCUACGAUUGAUACAAAUCGAGGAGGCACUGGGUUUGUUUUGGGAGGUUUCGAUCCAAAAAUACUUUCUCCGCCAUCCCACUCUCAUGACCUGGACCAACUGGAUCUAUUCGUUCAUUCACAUUCCCGGAACAAUCGCCUUUCUCGUCUGGCUUUACUAUUUCACCAUCACAAGGAACCGAUCCGAUGAGUCGCAACCAGGAAAACCGCGCGGGCUUGUGAGCGGCUCACCCGCGGGGUCUCAUCUAUACCAGGCCCGGCGUCGAACUCUUGCCGUGUGCAACCUGCUUGCCUUUGUGGUUUUCACUCUGUGGCCCUGUAUGCCGCCUCGUCUGCUGAGCGACAAGGACGCGAAGGGGCCAGACGCAGCCUUGGGCCGUAGUUACGGCUUUGUUGAUACUGUGCACGGAGUCAACGGGGCGGGCAGCGUCUGGACCGAGAAUCGCUUCUGCAAUCAGUAUGCCGCCAUGCCGUCGUUGCACUUUGGCUACUCCCUUAUGAUUGGUCUCACCAUCAUGACCAUCCCGCUGCCGCCACAUCAGCGUCGCCGCACCCGCGUGGCCAUUGGUCCUUUGAAGCUGCAACUUCCUUCGUGGCGUCGGCUGGGCUGUCUCGCUCUGGGGUUUGCCUAUCCUUUUGUGAUUCUGGCCGCUAUCGUUGCCACCGCGAACCACUUUAUCUUGGACGCGAUUGCCGGUGCAACGGUAUGUGCUCUCGGAUGGAGAUUCAACGGAAUCCUGUUGAAUCUGCUACCCCUGGAAGAUUACUUUCUGCGGGUGGUUCGUAUUCACAAGCCGGCAUCGAACACCACGGACGGACUCGAAGACGCAGUCGGCUGGGUCGACGAUGGCAUUUCCGAACACACCUCUCUCCCUUAAUGCAGCGACAGUCGGGGGUGAUCCCCUCCUGCCUACUCUGCCUGUCCUAGAGUUUGAUGAUACCCUUGCAUAUGCAACAUUAAUGUCUAUGAACCCCACUCCGAACCAUGACCUCGAUGACUCCCCGCUAAUAUGCUUCCUCAAUUUAUUAUUUGGCCGUUUCAUUACGUCCAUC